AUGAAUACAAAUUACCCUCCAUCUCGUCUUCAAGUAUCAAGUUUGUCAUGUAAAAAUAAGUGUGGCUUUUAUGGGAAUCCUUCAUGGGAUGGAUAUUGUUCCGUGUGCUAUCGCAACGCUCAUCAAAGACAAUCGAAUUUUCGUCAGGCUUCCUCCACUUCAUCACUUUCAACUCCAAAUUCGGAAGUAGAGAUUAAGCCUAAACAUAGCACUGGAAGGAAUACAACUUCUAUCAAAAAUAUAUUUAAGGUUCCUCGAGAUGAUAACCGGGACCAAAUUUCAGUGAACCCAGAAGAGUGUUUACAAGCCGAAAAAGAAUUUAAAACAUUUCUAAACACCCUUCGAGCCUCUGCAAAUGCCGACAUUUCCCGCCAUGUUUCAAAGCUUAUGGAACAGUUGGAGCCUAUUCGAAGUUCAAAUAUUAAUCAAGCCUCAAUGAUUGUGCAAGACUUUUAUCACAACCUUUCAAACCGUAUUUCAAAUAAUCCUAUGUAUUCAAAUUUGUCACCAAAAACCAAAGAAUCUGUUUUAAACUCAGUUGAACGUUUCGUUACAACUUGGAUUUAUUUUUGGGCUUUUGCUUCACCUACAACGGAUGAUGAGGAAAUAGAUUUGAAAUUACAGGAAAAAAUUCGAUCAUUGCAUUGGGUAACUCCCUACUUGCUUGAUUCACCGAUUAAUCCUAAUUCGUCAGAGGAACUUGCCCAUUUAGAUCUAGCAACAUUUGCUCUUAUCAAAGUGAAUACAUUACUUGCAUCUGAAGAUAAAUUAAAUCAAAUAGUUCAGUGUUGUCGUAGUGUAUUCGAUGCAUUAAGAGCUCACUAUCGAAAUUAUGCCGCUAUAACACAACAAUAUUUAUCUAACAACGAUAAUAAUGAUAAAAGCCCAACACCUGAUUAUAUGCCUAGUCAAAAUGAAAACAACAAUUUAACUCAUGUACAAAAUAAUGUCAUGAAUAACUCUGUGAAUAUAACUAAUAAUGUUGUAUUUGAACAAGAAGAUACCGCUAAUGCUGACGAUUUUUUACCGACACUAAUUUGGAUUGUAUUGAAUUCAAAUCCACCAUUAAUCUAUUCUAAUUUACAAUUUAUUAUGAGAUUUGCUAAUCAGAAUAGACUGAAUAGUGGUGAAGCUGGUUAUUUCUUCACGAAUUUAUCGUGUGCUGUUCACUUCCUGAGAAAUCUAACUCAUGAGUCAUUAAGUUUAUCCGAGGAAGAUUUUAGUCGAUGUAUGCGAAAAGGUUUAUUAUUAAUCAGACGUCCUGGUGAACCAUUAUCAGAAAACGAAAAAUUAUUAAUGGAUAAUGGAAUUCGUCUUGCGGAUUUAGAAGAUAGCCUAAAUGAUUUAAAUACAAAAUUAGAAUCAGCUGAAUUGGAUAUGAAACGAUUUCAUGAAUAUUUUCAUCAUGAAAUAAAACAAAUACGAACAAAUAUUCCAUUGAAUGUACGUAUAGAUGAUUUAGAUUCACGUCAUUUAGAAAAUCCACAUAUUUUAUUAUUAGGUCCAUUAUGUAAAUCAAAUCGGCAAAAUGAGUCAUUACUAGACUGUGAUUUGGAUGAGACUACAAAUCGUCUAUUACCAGAUCCCAUACAACCGACUCCAUAUGUUGCUGUUGAUCAUUGUAAAAAAAGUAUAUAA
Molecule: messenger RNA, 1638 nt
Organism: Schistosoma curassoni
Lineage: Eukaryota; Metazoa; Platyhelminthes; Trematoda; Strigeidida; Schistosomatidae
Source: the annotation of a GenBank genome assembly